GGUAACUGUUCUCCCGCAGUACCCAACCAAGUUCGGUCGCUAUGCUGCGGUUGGGUUAAUUACGUCAUACAGGACCAGCGUUCCUCAACGUAUUCAAUUCCAGUCAUAGCUGGGGAAGGCACGCCCCUCUCUGGUGACAACGAACCUUCACAAAUAAGCAGGUGCUUUUCAACACAAACAAGGGACGGUCACGUGCACUGGCGACCAAGCGCCAGCGCGUGCCUCGGUCUAUGUCGGUGGCAGUCUUCGCGCGCCGCCGCCGAGGUGCAGGAGUUGCUACAUGGUUUCGCUUCGCCACAUAUCCGUCGCCUUCACCGCCGCGGUGACUGCCGUCGGAGCCGCUUUGUUCGUGGCCUUGAAUUUGAUCUACAAGAGGCGAGUAUGGCCACCGGAAGACUAUUACGUGUUCAAAGAGGAGGAGGAAGAGCGCAGGGAGAGGCAGGUACUCGUCCUUGGUUUGGACGGGGCUGGGAAGAGCAGUGUUCUGCAAGGGCUGAGUGGAGGGGCAGGCAAGAGACACUGCAGACCCACACGGGGUUUCAACUUCAUUCGUCUCCACACACCGGCCUGCCAACUGGACUUCUUAGAAAUUGGAGGCGGUGAGGAGUUGCGCGCGUACUGGCCAGAGUUCCUGAGGAAGACCCACAUAUUGGUGUAUGUGGUGGACUCUUCAGACCGAAGCCGCCUACCACAGGCUAAGGACGAGCUCCACCGUUUGCUAAGGGUUGACACCCAACUGCCCGUGGUAGUCCUGGGAAACAAACAGUCUGCUUGCGGCACCUUGGCUGCUCAUUCCCCUUGGACGGAGCCGCUCCUUUUCAGGACAAGCCGAAUGCGGCCAACGUGCAUGAACUGCGUGACGCGCUCUCCCUGGGCUCACUGGCAGAGCAGAGGAGGCUCCACCUCCUCAUGCUCCAGCUGGGCUCGACAGGGACCAUCAGUUCCCACAGCAUCCAGAACCUGCAAGAUGUGCUGUUAAAGCUGCUGUGAGGUCAGAAUACAAGCAAGAUCAUGUAAGGAUUUGGAAAAGGAUCUUUAUCUAAGAGGAAUUAUGAUGAAGCUAAGACUCUGCAAGAGUGAACUCAGUAAGAGAAAAGCACAAUACUACUGAAAGGCUUGUUGGUGUACCGAGCUUCGUUGCUCAGCAACAUUUCAAGGUUGAUAAAGGUAGCAAACGCAGCACCACUUACUAUAUAUAGUGGCUUAUCAUAAACUGUUAAUAAUUAAUGCAGCUGAAUAGCGCUGCCAUUUUCCAUUUUCACUUGGGUUCUUGAGUUUCUCCAAGUUUCGUUACCUGUGAUAAGGUAUAUAAGAUAUAUACUUUAGUGGCCAAAAUGAGUGUUGUGAGUUUUUAGAAUGGCCUAUUGAUUGCAUCACCCAAUCACGUUUGCAUGUUUUGUACAUAUUAUUGCAGUUCUGUCUUUGAAUGUUUAAAUAUGUCUCAAGCAUGCUUUAGCCAUUAAGCCAUAGUCAACAGUUGAUCAAAUAACUUUCAAAAACCUACGUGCUGUAGGUUUCAACUAUGGGGUGUUUAGCACAAUUGUACUGUUAUUUAUUGUUACACAAUAAUUAUUUCAUGUGGACAGACCAUCUAACCUAUAGGAAUAUAGAAUUGACAAUUACUUUAUAAACACAGCUAACCACCAAUAAGCAGUUUAGCCAAUUUAAGCUUAUUAUUAAAGCAGGACAGAUGCCAGUUGAGUACAUGUACCCUUUCCUAGACACCUGGGUAAGAUUUUUUCAUCUCUAUAGUCUUAGCUGUGUAGUAUUUAAACAAUUAUGCUGAUAUCAAAAAACAUAAACAGUGAUCAGUAUCAGGUUUUCUCAGUUUGGGUUACAAGGAUGCAGAAGUCAGAAUAUUUUGCAAAUGGCAGCAACAGAAAAUUAUCUUUUCUCAUGCCUGAAACAGCUUGCCUGGGGGCACUGAGUGGGAAGACUACUGGGAUGAAAUUCAGUCAUGGGUGCAAUACCAGAGACAAACAAGAAUCAAACAAGUAUUGCGCAGGCAUGAAUCAUGACCUACUCUGCCAGUGCUUAGCAGCAAGACACAUCUUUUAACUUCUGCAAUUUAAACUACACUGAAGCACUUAUUUUAAAAGGGGUCUAGCAAAAAAAAAAAAAAAACAAAAAAAAAAAAACCCUUAGUUGAAAUGCUAUAAGAUGUAUUUUGAAAUAUUGUUUCACAGUGAAAAAUAGCAGUAACCAAACUAAGAUAUUUAAACUUCAAAUGACUUAUUAAUGUUAAAUGUAAAUAUACUCAUUUGCCUUGGAGCUAGAUGGGGAAAUGCUUUUACCAAUUACAUUUGUAUCAAAUGAUAUUCUAGGGUGCCUGCUGCUUCUGAAAGGGAUAAAGAACUUACAAUGGAAUCCUAGUUAUCCAAGUUUCAAGACUAUGUGGGCCUAAUCCAGUUGGAUCAGUCUCAUCAAAACUACAUAAUAUAGCAAUGCUGUCUUAAGACCCAUGACCCACUAUGAAUUUAGUCUACAUCAUUGCAGUUGAGUUCUGGUCCACCACAUUGUAAUAUAAGCAAAGUCUGGUAUAAUACAAGUGUGCACAUUUAUGGUGAAGUAUAAUACAAUAUUCAGUAGGUCUUUGGCCACAGUAUGUUUGUUGAAACACGUGUGUGGAAAAGUUAUAUAAAUUCUGGUUGAAAA
Molecule: messenger RNA, 2655 nt
Organism: Electrophorus electricus (electric eel)
Lineage: Eukaryota; Metazoa; Chordata; Actinopteri; Gymnotiformes; Gymnotidae
Source: RefSeq, a predicted model, not a curated record